Molecule: messenger RNA, 4949 nt
Organism: Sturnus vulgaris (Common starling)
Lineage: Eukaryota; Metazoa; Chordata; Aves; Passeriformes; Sturnidae
Source: RefSeq, a predicted model, not a curated record
AGGUGUUUGGAUAAUUCCUUUAUAAAUGUUAUAAAUACUCCCUUCGCGGUCCCCUCCCCAGCGUUGGAGGGGAUGCCUAAGGAAUACCUGUGAGGAAGGUUUCAUUUAAAGGUUCGGACUUGAUGAUCUUAAAGGACUCUUCCAAAUUUAUGAUUCUAUAAAUUAACAUUAUGCAAGAUGGAAUUGCUUUCCUCCUCUUUAGGAGAAAAGAGGUUUGACUUUUAGGAUUUUGUUGUGUUGUUUCAUUAGUUUAGGGUUUUUUUUCAUUUCUGGAUGUUUUAUUUGAUAGAAAGUUCCACUUGUAAUCAGCAACUUAAUUGCUUGGAGAUUUGUGUGUAAGUGUACCAGAAUAUGCUGAAUAGUUUACAUAAAACAGAAAAGUGAGAUAAUAUAUAUUUAUUGUUAGAGCCCUAUAUGGUUUUUAGUGGGACUUGCUCUUUUAAGCCGUUUUGACACUUCAAAGAAAAAAAAUAGUACCAGAUGUCCACUAUUGGCAAAUAGACACGAAUUAAAGAGAUGAGCUGUGCUCUUUGUCCAAGGGGUAAAUGCAUUUAUUUGUCCACAUGAGUGGUGCCAACAGGGAAUGCACAUGGCAUCAACUGCCUGGAAUGGAUGGAUAUCCAACCUGGAACAAGGGAGGAGCUGGCAACCAAUGGGUUAAGAAAAGUCAAUGUAUGAAUACAGUGUCCAGACAAAAAAUACUGCUUGCACGCCUUGAGGGCAGAAGUUCUCUGAAGAAUCUUGAACCUUAUCUGUUUGCUGAGGAAGGAUCUCCUGUUCAUGGAGAUGUUAUUGAAUUCCAUGGUCCAGAAGGGACGGGGAAAACAGAAAUGCUUUAUCACCUGAUAGCCCGCUGCAUCAUUCCCAAAGCAGAAGGAGGACUGGGAGUAGAAGUCAUGUUUGUUGACACAGAUUACCAUUUCGAUAUGCUCCGACUGGUCACCAUUCUUGAGAGCAGACUGGCACAAGGGACAGAAGAAAUGAUCAAGCAGUGCCUGGGAAGGCUUUUCCUUGUGAGCUGCAGUAGUAGCACUCAGUUACUCCUCACUCUCUACUCUCUAGAAAACCUGUUCUGUGCUCACCCCUCACUUUGUGUUUUGCUUUUAGACAGUUUAUCAGCUUUUUAUUGGAUAGACAGAAGCAACGGAGGGGAGAGUCUUACCUUGCAGGAGAUGAACCUGAAGAAAUGUGCUAACUUCCUUGAAAAGCUUGUGACACAGCACCACUUGAUCCUCUUUGCAACAACACAGACACUAAUGCAGAAAUUUGCAAGCUCUGCCGAAAGCUUUUUACCUUCAAAACUUCCACAUGAAACUGACACAGACUACAGGCCUUAUCUCUGUAAAUCAUGGCAGCAAAUGGUAACCCACAGGAUAUUUUUCUCUAAGCAGUGUAAUUCUGGCAACAGCAAGGGUUUUACUGUAGUUUCUUGCCACCUCAAAAGAAACCAGAUAGUAAAACGUUCAUUUAGUAUUGCAGAAUGUGGAGUUCAGUUUUAACACCAGUUUCUUUUUAUAAAAGUUUAUCAAAUCCUGGUGCUUAAGGCCUGAUUAGGUCUAAGUAGCUUUUAGUAACUUUUCAACUAGCUAGUUGUUGCUGGGUGUUUAAUAAUUGUUGUCAACAUUUUCUCAAAAUUCAGUGAAGGGCAGGGAAUGGUAAGAUUUUUUAAUUACUUCAGCAAUUCAGUCCAAACUAUAGAGGAAUGUUGACAUUACUUGUUUGUACUUAAUCAAGAAAAUGGUAACCAAAGACACAUUAAAGUCUUAGUAUCCUUCAGCAGUGUAACCUAUGUGGCCAAAUGCCUAUUGGUAUUUCUGGAUAUUGCUGCUUUACACGCCUUUGUUUCCAAGCUCCAGAAGUAGGAGCCUCCUUGUCUGUGGCAGAGGUUGCAGAGAGACCAGAGUUCACUCCUUAUAAACAUUGGCCUUGGUUAAUUCCCUGUAGCUUUGGGCAUAAGAAAUGCCGAUUUUGCCUGAAGAAGGGGAUUAAUUUUCACAGCCUAUUAAAUAGUGGUGAUCCAGACUGUGCUGCUAUUCCUGGCUCUCAGCCUCUCCACUUACCUUAGUGAGUGCUCAGAGGAGCAGGGAUUGCAGGUAUUCUGACCCUUACAAACAUCUACCAUUGAAGAAUCUUCAGCUAUUAAAGAAAUAGAGGCCUGGUUUCCAUAGCUGAAGGAAAAGUAAAGACCCAGCUCUGGAUACCUGUGAGUUUGUGCUGCAUGCAGCAAACAAUUUAGUUUUUGAAAACAAUUAAGUGCAAGUUACAGGUUGUUUUGGGAGUGGAGGUGGGUUUUUUCGUUGUUGUUUAUAAUUUUUUAAAGAUGCACAGACUUUUUUCUCUUCCCUCCCUCAUUAUUCCUUCCCAGUUCUUUCCCUUCCCCACUCUCUCUAAGAAAUCCAGGAAUGCCAUGCCUCUGGUCUUUACCAAUAUGUAUUUGCCACAUGUAGAACAUUUGUGUGCAGGAUUUGCCAUGUAACAUGUUGCAAUUCUGGCAAAGAAGAUUCAGAACUUAUGAGAAAUGCCCUACAGUUCUGGCAAAGAACACCACAUUAUUUAUGAACCUAGAGUGCCCUUUGAAAGCUUCAAAGUACUUUACAAGAAAGAAAAUUGCACACAGUACAUUAUUUAAUACAAAAACUUACAUUAGCUUACAAAUUCAAAUUACUCAAACAAGGGGGAAAUACUUCUCACAGCGAUGUUUGUUCAGUCAUGUUGCACAGCACAUUUUAUAGUUUAGAUUGAAGAGAUUAUUAACAAAAAUGCACAUUAAGAAGCAUCUAGCUCUGUAUCUUUUUGAGGAAAAUGCCUAAAAAACUCUGUUGUGAGACACUUACCUUUGAAUUUCCUGACUUCUGAAGCAGCUUUUUCAAGCUGAAUAUAUGUCUGGAAUCCCAGCUGUGUAUAGUUCAGUUCCCCCCUGGGUUCCACUGUGGCUGUUCACAAUGAGUUCAGUUUAAUUACUCUUUCUUUGGGAAAAGUUUCUUUUUUCCCUUCUCAUUUUAAACCUUCCAUCUGAUCACUUCUUCACACCCAUCAGUUCUUUUACUCUGACACACCAGCGAACUUUGCCUUUUCAACAUCUCCCCUGAGCUGAUAAUUUUAUAGAAUGUCACUUCAUUUGUGUUUUUCAUCCAUCAGCACCAAUAUGUAUUUCAUCUCAAAACCUGCCUAAGUACACAAAUCCAUGAAAAAAUAUAUAACAACCAUUCAGCCUAGAGUGAACCCAAGUUAGAUAGUUUACCAUGAGUAGACACAUUCACUAUGAAUUAUGAUAAAGGGCAUUAUUGAAUUUUUUGUAAAAAAGCAUGGGAAAUUUCAAGUAGAACUAGAGAAUUUUAAAAUUGGAAAAUUCUAGGACAAUGUAAUUUCUAUUAGAAAAAAAUGAAAACCAAACAGCCCCCCUUUCCAUUGGACAAUACAGCUCCACUGAUGAUUAACUUCUUCAUAAAAUCAUACUUGCUAAAGAAUACGCUUGAGAAAAAAAAACAAUGGAUAUGUUCUGGCAUUCCCGUCUGGAAAAAAAGCUUUUAUAUUCUUCACAAUGUAGUUUGUAUUUUGCAUUGUACUAUAAAAGAAAUGUCUAAAUUGAAAUGAAGCCAGAGUUCUAGUUGAUCAAAAAGAGCACCUCAGGAAAUUUUGAAAUUUCCCAGUUUUAUUUUUACUUUAAAUGCAGACAGAUUUUUUUAAUUCUCUGGUAAUUGUAAUAUUCAUGCUCUGUACAUUUGCUUUAGCUGUAUAGCAAGCCUGAAUUUCUGAGGUGCUGAGCAUCUGCAUAUCCCUGUAAUGCUGCAGGAGGGAUAGGCAGUACAUAAUCUGGGAGUUCACUGACCUCAUCCUCUGCCAAAAUUAUGCCAUUUGGAAAAAUGAACCUUUAGGAUACAAGUCUCAGAAAGAUGCAGUGAUAAAGAACCUGGGAAGCAGCAAGUUGGUUUGUACCUUAAUGCUCUGUGGGUAUUAAACAUGGGGUUGGCCAUUUUUUAAGUGGAGAAUUUUCUCAAGGUUUUGUCCUGAUUGUAGUUAGUGGAGACUGCAGUCCAUCCUUGUGAGCCUGGAAGAGUGUAUGAAAUGCAGCAUUACACCUGGAAUUCUCUCUUUAAUGCAGAUCCUCCUCUUUCACCUAGACCUGAAGUACCACCCUGUCUCCAGCCCACUGUCUCACCUGGGGUGCCCUGAGCUGCUGCAGCUCAGUCUCCCAGGAGGAAACACAUUUCAGGUUAGUAGGUCUGUGCCAAAUCAGCCCUGCAGAAGAGCGUGGAAUACAUGUAUUCCUGAACUCUGAUUUAGCCAGGUAUUUCUUAGAAAUGAAAAUCCUUUCAUGUCAGUGCCAUUAUUCUUCAGCUCAGGGUGGUAUUAUUAAGGCUUUUGUAGGCACAGGAACUUUUUACAUUCCUUAGAAUUUUGUUUGUUGUUUCAUAUGCAACAUGGAAUUAAAGCAGCAAGCUUGAAAUAAAGAGGAACUCAUUCACCCUUUCCCCCAUCUUUUUCAUAACAAGAGGUCUUCUUAACAAAACCAAAUUAAGGUAUUUUGCAGGUUUUAUAUUUAUUUUCUACUAAACUAGUAUUUCUAUGGACACCUGGAAAGAAAAUGUUGAAUUUUAUAUUCAGUUAAAAGUUCUUUGUAUUCCUAGACAUUUUAUAGAGCAAAUAAAAUACAAAUAACAGUUUGCUUGGUUGAAGUUUACACUUGCACAUAAAAUUCAAGUUUCCUUUUUCUUAUAUAACUAAACUCGGAAACAUAAUUUUCCUUGGAGUCUGGAAAUGGCAGAAUAGAAAUGUUCUCCUUUGGAAGCAUACCUGCAGUUGUAUUUCUGCUGGAGAGUAAUGGACAGAGGAAGAAGAAACACCACUUUGAUGGCAGCUGCAUAGAAGCUUUGGACUGUGUCUGAAGAGGAACAUGACUUUUUACUUUUCUGUGGCUGCUCUAAUAAAAUGUCUCUUGAACCACUUUA